AUGAUGAAAACCAGGAUAGAAGCAUCUGAGAAAUUUCUACAGCGCUGGAGAAAGGAGGGUGGUCGAUUCUUAAGUAGUAUCAUAACCACGGAUGAAACCUGGGUGAACUUUUAUGACCCUGAAAUGAAGAGGGAGUCAAUGGUUGGGCAGAGACAUCUCACGAACGCAUUGAGAAAGAAACGUCCGGACUGCGAAAUUGAAGAUUUGAUCUUUCAUCAAGACAACGCUCCUGCACAUCGGGCUGAAGACACGUUACUAACAAUAGACUUUUUGGGCUAUGAAAGACUGCAACAUCCGCCGUAUAGUCCCGACCUUGCGCCAAUGGACUUUUGUGUGUUUCCGAGAUUAAAGGCCGACUUACGAGGUCGCAGAUUUAAAAGUGAAGAUGAAAUGAAAUUUGCCGUCAGGUCGGCAAUAAGAAGCUACGAAAAGGAGUGGUACGCAGAUAUUUUUGAGAAGUGGGUAGAUCGACACAGAAAAUGCAUGCCGGUUGCUGAAGCCAUGGAGGUGUUUCCAAGGACAAUAACCUUUGCUGGUCAAAACAUGGUCUAG
This is a messenger RNA of Mya arenaria, 552 nucleotides long. RefSeq names its product histone-lysine N-methyltransferase SETMAR-like. The coding region runs from base 1 to 552 and encodes 183 amino acids. The record is from RefSeq and is a predicted model, not a curated record. The transcript has 3 exons. Lineage: Eukaryota; Metazoa; Mollusca; Bivalvia; Myida; Myidae. Gene Ontology annotation, molecular function: nucleic acid binding.